AUGAAAGCAAAGAAAUCUCAAAGAAAAACAGGCAAAAAACAAAACCUUAUCCAGUCUACAUUGCAGGUCAAUGGCGGUUCAAAAUCAAAUAAACUGGUCAAGUGUGAUAAAUGUGAGAUGUCAUAUUCCUCCACGUCAAUAGAAGAUCGUGCCAUCCACGAAAAAUACCACGCAUUACAACUGCAUGGACGUAAAUGGUCACCGAAUUGGGGCUCUAUAGCAUACACGAAGCGGGACCACUCGAGUACGAUGCAUUUAUCAAGAUCAAUGGGGACGAUGACUCCAUUGAACUCCUCGCCUUUGAAAAAUGGCUCGUCUAUUGUCCACCAGGAGGAGAAGAUUGUGUCUGUGAGACCAGAUAAAUCCAACGGCGAAGUUCGAGCCAUGAUGGAGAUAAUGACGCUAGUGAACAAUGAGCUUAAUGCGCCACACGAUGAGAAUGACAUUUGGAACAGUACCACAGAAGAGAAAGGUAAGGCAUUUGUAUACAUAAGGAAUGACAGGGCGAUUGGAAUAAUAAUUAUAGAGAAUCUGCAUGGAGGCAAUGGCAAAGCAUCCGAUCGUGGACGCUGGAUGGUCUAUGAUUCUAGGAGAUUGGUACAGAACGUGUACCCUGAUUUUAAGAUUGGCAUAUCGAGGAUCUGGGUGUGUAGGACAGCACGAAACCUUGGGAUCGCGACCAAAUUAAUCGAUAUCGCCAGGGAAAAUAUUAUUUAUGGCGAAGUUGUCCCCAGAAGCCAGGUGGCAUGGUCACAACCCACUGAUAGCGGCGGGAAGCUGGCUAGUAAAUAUAAUGGUGUGAUGCACAAGUCGGGCAAGUUACUACUGCCGGUAUAUAUAUGA
Saccharomyces eubayanus is the source of this 843-nucleotide messenger RNA. RefSeq names its product Eco1p (gene ECO1). NCBI's taxonomy places the organism in Eukaryota, Fungi, Ascomycota, Saccharomycetes, Saccharomycetales, Saccharomycetaceae. Gene Ontology annotation, cellular component: chromatin; nucleus. The record is from RefSeq and is a predicted model, not a curated record. Gene Ontology annotation, biological process: mitotic sister chromatid cohesion. The coding region runs from base 1 to 843 and encodes 280 amino acids. Gene Ontology annotation, molecular function: protein-lysine-acetyltransferase activity. The transcript has a single exon.